GCUGUCGCAGAGCUUUCUCCCUGUGGACAACGUUUCGCCGAUGCACUGAGACAAAAGCGGCACGAAAACUUACCUGACCACAUUAAGCGAGCCGUCCAGCACAUUCACGUCGUCCAUGUUGCUCGCAGGCACCUCCAGCCUGAACCGCGGCCCGAACCAGUCAAAGUACUCCGUGUACGGCAGAAGCGGGUCGACUUCCGCCUCCAUCCCAAUCGCACAGGCGGUUUCGUACGUCCAGGCCCGCGCGACAUUCUUCACGGUGUACCCGCCACCGCCCAGGAGGACGAGCGGGACGUUCUGCUGCCGUAGGAACUGCACACAGGCCGCGUGUCCGUGCAUCGUCAGAUUGAAGCAGCCGAGCUUGUCCCCAGCGAGGGAAUCUGCCCCGCAUUGGAGGACCACCGCGGAAGGGCGGAACACCUCCAUGAUCUUAGCGAUAACCUGGGGGAUCUGCUCGAGGCGGGAGUCAAGCGCAUGAAGCAGAACGCACCGGCUGAAACACGCUCUUCCGCGACCUUGAUCCUCCUGGGUACCGCUCCCGGGGAAGAAGGCACCGAACUUGUGGAAGCUGCAUGUCAUCACCCGGUCCGUGGUGUAGAACGCCUCCUCGACGCCGUCACCGUGGUGGCAGUCGAUGUCGAUGUACAGCACGCGGGGGAGACUCCGAAGGAGCUCGAGAAUGCAGAGAACAAUGUCGUUGACGUAGCAGAAGCCGGAUGCCUCGUUCUUCUUCGCGUGGUGCAGGCCCCCAGCCCAAUUAAUCGCGAUGUCCGCCGCUCCGUCGUUCAGUCGUUCCGCGGCAGC
This is a messenger RNA of Mycena citricolor, 804 nucleotides long. The record is from the annotation of a GenBank genome assembly. NCBI's taxonomy places the organism in Eukaryota, Fungi, Basidiomycota, Agaricomycetes, Agaricales, Mycenaceae.